CGUCAAAUCUGUCAUUCAGUGACAUGAAAACAACAACAAUGAAAGAUGGCCGAAGACAUCGCAAGAGAAGACAUCAAAAACAUUUUGGCCAGGCUCAACAGAAAGUUCGAGGUGCAAUUCGUCAAAUGGCAGGAUUCGAAAAUAUUCGAGGCGAAAAUAAAAACGCAAAUACCGCAGGACAACGAAGACUUCAGCGCCUUGUGCGACGAAUGGGUAGACAAAUUCUCCGAAGUGACAGACACAAUAUGGGCUAAGAAGACAUCGAACACCGGACCCAAAAUCAGAUUCCGCAAGCAAUACCAGUGUUGGACGGGCGAAGGGAAAAUCAUCAAAACGGAACUGUUAUUCGACAGGACGAGAUGCAAGGGUUCCUUAGAUUUAAAGGUCCUAUCGGACAAUCCUUUGUCGAAGAGGAAAAACAAAAAUGUUAGGUUAGGAUUGAAUCUAGCUGUCAAAAUGACAUUUCACCACCUCCAUCAAGUAGACACGGCGCAACCUUCGGCUUUCCUCGUACACCGGUGUUCUCCGCAACAAGACGUUCCCCGAGUGCCAAUCCAACCGAACGCCAGGCUGCCCGAACUGGUGGCCGCCGUCGUGCAAAAGGGCCCGGAAAUAUCGCGCAAGGCCGCCGAAAAAGCCGAGAAAAUCAUGGCGAAAUUGAACCACACGAAUCAAACGGCCCUCGACUGCGAAGCCACCGCAGCCAGCAAUAACAAACAGUUAAACGUAGAAGUAAUAGGUGACCCGUCGCCCGAUACGGUGGAGUCCAUCAAAUUGGAGACGUACCUCAGCGAUCCUCAGUACACUCAAUUCAUCGUGAAUACCCCGCAAUUCGACUUUAGCGAUCAAGUUUUUAUGUAUCAGCCGUUGGUGUUGGACGUUCCACAGCUGAUUUCUCUCACUGCGCAUUCUUCUGCGCCGCAAUUUUUGCAAGUACAAGCGAGAGCGGACGGGCAAACGCAGGGCGGGCAAAUUUUAUAAUGGGCUAUCGAUGCUCGAGUAAUUUUUUAAUUAGUUAGGGACAUAUAUGCUGUAUUAAAUUAUUCUUUGGGUGAUAUUUUUUGUGUUGUGUAAAAAUGUUUUGUAUAUAUUUGAUUUAGGCGUGUAUAAAUAUAUUUUUUUGUAGAUUUUUUUAUUUAGGGAUCGAUAGACUUUUUUUGUUUUUUUAAAUUUUUAUUUAUACAAUCUACGAUAACAAAAACAUCAACGUUGUUUUAACGAUUUUAUAAAAAUACAAAUUAUUUGACAUUGUUUUGAAAAUGAUUGUUU
Phyllotreta striolata is the source of this 1269-nucleotide messenger RNA. The record is from the annotation of a GenBank genome assembly. NCBI's taxonomy places the organism in Eukaryota, Metazoa, Arthropoda, Insecta, Coleoptera, Chrysomelidae.